UUUUCAUCUAAAUUCAAUUCCACUGACAAUAAAAAAUAUGAUCUCUCUAAACUCGUGGCAUCUCCUCCACAUAUUUGCAUGCAUUCUUCUUCUGACUCAGACAUAUUCUAAGGAUGACAGAAAGACCUACAUUGUUUACAUGGGUGAUCAUCCCAAGGGAGUCGUCCAAUCCACAGAAUUACUUCACAUUAGUAUGGUUCAAAACAUCCUCGGCAGCAAAUUUGCCCCAGAUGCUUUGCUACAUAGCUACAAGAAGAGUUUUAAUGGAUUUGUUGCAAAGCUAACAGAAGAGGAAGCAGCGAGAAUGGCAGGAUUGGAUGGUGUGGUUUCGGUCUUCCAAAACAAAAAGAAUAAGUUGCAAACAACAAAGUCUUGGGACUUCAUAGGCUUUUCUCAGAAUGUCAAAAGAACAAGUAUAGAGAGCGACAUAAUUGUUGGAGUAAUAGAUUUCGGAAUUUGGCCAGAGUCUGAUAGUUUUAAUGACAAAGGAUUUGGUCCACCACCACAAAAAUGGAAGGGCACUUGCCAUAACUUUACCUGCAACAACAAAAUAAUUGGAGCAAAAUAUUUCCGCAUGGAUGGUUCAUUUGGAGAAGAUGACAUAAUAUCACCCAGGGAUUCAAAUGGCCAUGGAACUCACUGUGCAUCCACUGCUGCUGGAAACUCAGUUGAGUCCACAAGCUUCUUUGGCCUUGCCUCAGGGACAGCAAGAGGAGGAGUUCCAUCGGCACGAAUCGCGGUGUACAAACCUUGUUGGUCAUCUGGCUGCGAUGAUGCCGACAUCCUUCAAGCAUUCGAUGAAGCCAUCGCAGAUGAUGUUGACGUCAUUUCCAUUUCCUUGGGACCUGUGAGUGUCGAUCACCGCAACUAUUUUGAAGAUGUGUUCGCCAUUGGGGCUUUCCAUGCAAUGAAGAAAGGAAUAUUAACGUCCCAUUCUGCUGGUAAUGAGGGUCCAGAGCUUUCUACAAUGUCUGUUUAUGCUCCAUGGUUACUUUCUGUGGCUGCAAGCACUACAGACAGAAAGCUUUUUACCCUUGUUCAGUUGGGUGAUGGCACAGUCUAUGAGGGAGUUUCAGUCAAUACAUUUGAUCUUAAAAACGAAAGUUAUCCAUUAAUUUAUGCUGGAGAUGCACCCAACAUCACUGGUGGAUUCAAUAGAUCCAUAUCCAGGUCAUGUAUCCAAAAUUCUUUGGAUGAGGAUUUGGUAAAGGGAAAGAUUGUUCUGUGUGAUGGUUUGAUUGGUUCUAGAUCUUUGGGAUUGGCUUCUGGAGCAGCCGGUAUUUUACUAAGAAGUUUGGCGUCAAAAGAUGUUGCAAAUACAUUUGCAUUACCAGCCGUCCACCUUAGCUCAAACGAUGGGGCACUCAUACACUCUUACAUAAAUUUAACAGGUAAUCCAACUGCCACUAUAUUUAAGAGUAAUGAAGGCAAAGACUCGUUAGCCCCUUACAUAGCUUCAUUCUCAUCUAGAGGUCCAAAUCCAAUCACUCCAAACAUUCUCAAGCCUGAUUUAGCUGCUCCUGGAGUUGACAUUUUGGCUGCAUGGUCUCCAAUUAGUCCUGUUGCUGGGGUCAAAGGUGAUGAGAGAAAUGGAAACUACAAUAUAAUAUCAGGCACCUCAAUGGCAUGCCCUCAUGUUACUGCAGCAGCUGCCUAUAUCAAAUCAUUUCAUCCUGAUUGGUCUCCUGCAACAAUCAAAUCAGCAUUAAUGACUACUGCUACCCCAAUGAGCAUUGCACUUAAUCCUGAAGCUGAAUUUGCUUAUGGUGCUGGACAAAUCAACCCCAUCAAAGCAUUGAAUCCUGGCUUAGUAUAUGAUGCCAAUGAAAUUGAUUAUGUCAAGUUUUUGUGUGGACAAGGUUAUGAUACUAAAAAGCUAAGGAGUAUUACAGCUGAUAAUAGCAGUUGUACACAAGCCAAUAAUGGAACAGUUUGGGAUCUAAAUCUCCCAUCCUUUGCACUCUCCAUGAACACCCCAACAUUUUUUAGUCGCGUUUUCCAUAGAACUGUUACCAAUGUUGGAUCUGCUACAUCAAAAUAUAAAGCUAGAGUAAUUGCACCUCCAUCUUUGUUAAACAUUAUAGUGGAGCCAGAAGUUUUGUCCUUCUCAUUUGUGGGUCAAAAGAAGUCCUUCACUCUUAGGAUUGAAGGGAGAAUUAAUGUGGGUAUAGUUUCUUCUUCUUUGGUUUGGGAUGAUGGCACUUCACAAGUAAGGAGUCCUAUUGUAGUGUACUCUGAAUAAAAAUAAUUUUCAUGUAAAGAGUCUACCUAUUGUUGUGUAUGCUGAAUAAAAAUGAUUUGAUGUUAGUAAAACUUUGAAGUAUUCAUAAAAUCUUUUGGGGUGAUUAGUGUGUGUAAGUUAUUUAAAGUAAAGAUUAAAUAUGUUUUCAAUUUUCAUAAAUAUAAAUACAAGUUUUAAUUUCUGUCU
Molecule: messenger RNA, 2428 nt
Organism: Glycine soja
Lineage: Eukaryota; Viridiplantae; Streptophyta; Magnoliopsida; Fabales; Fabaceae
Product: cucumisin-like
Exons: 10
Coding region: 38-2242 (734 amino acids)
Biological process (GO): proteolysis
Molecular function (GO): serine-type endopeptidase activity
Source: RefSeq, a predicted model, not a curated record